AUGGAAUCGAAUAAUACAUCUAAUCUCGCGGCGGAAGGCGAUGGCGGGGAUUCUCCUCCAAGACAACUUCCCCAGACAGAGGCCGAGGUGUAUGGUGACGAUGUUCUGUUGGAGGAGGAAUCAUUAUCCUGGUUUGAUCCAGAGAAAUGGUAUCCUGUUCGAAUUGGGGAGGUUAUCCAAUCCAGAUAUCAGGUUCUCGUAAAGCUCGGCUUCGGCUCCGUUUCGACGGUCUGGUUAUGUCGAGACCUUCGAAGGAGGCACAUCUACGUAGCUCUCAAAGUCUAUGAAACUGGACACCGACAGGGAGAUAACGAAAGCAAGGUCUUGCAGCACCUCGGGUCAUUAACGGGCAAUGAAGUUGGGCGGAAUCUCAUACGAACCUUCCGGGAUAGCUUUGAGCUACAGGGGACCAUCGGACCCCACGUCUGCUUGGUGUACAAGCCGCUUUGCAUGUCUCUGGAGGAUCUUCGUCUCUAUGCCGGGGGCAAGAUUCCUCGAGACGUAGUGAAGCCCCUCAUCCGAACUCUCUUACCUGGGCUCAACUACCUCCACAAGGUGGCCCACGUUGUUCACACCGACCUUCAGCCAGGAAAUAUUAUGCUCUCCACAGACAAUCCGCACGUUUGGGAUGAACUUGUCGAAGAGGAGUGGGACACUCCUACACCAAGAAAAAUCAUGAGUGAUAGGAUUAUAUACCAGUCAAGGGACCUCGAUAUCCCCGAGGAUGGGGAGCCUGUCAUCUGCGACUUCGGUGAGGCUAAAGUGGGAGACGGACCCUUCAUCGGCGAAGUGAUGCCAGAUUUAUACCGAGCACCAGAAAUCAUCCUCUACAUUCCCUGGACAGAGAAGAUAGAUAUCUGGAGUCUUGGUCUUAUGAUCUGGGAUCUUUUCGAGGGCAAGCAUCUCUUCAACAAUCGACUUCCCAGCCGAGAGGCUACCAGACCGGCCCAUUUGGCGAGGAUGGUAUCCCUCCUAGGGAACCCGCCCAAAGACUUCUUAGAGAGAAGCGAGUACUCCGUGGAGUUUUUUGAUGACGACGGAAACUUGAAGAUGCAACCCGAGGAUGUGGCGGGUAGUUCACUCGAGGAGGAGGAAGAUGUUCUUGAAGGAGACGAGAAAGAACAAUUUCUAUCCUUGAUCAGAAAGACGCUUCAGUGGAGGCCGGAGGAUCGGCCAACAGCCCACGAACUGAUGAGCGAUCCCUGGUUAAAUAGUUAA
Scedosporium apiospermum is the source of this 1218-nucleotide messenger RNA. Its product is annotated as putative Serine/threonine protein kinase. Gene Ontology annotation, biological process: spliceosomal complex assembly; regulation of mRNA processing; protein phosphorylation. The coding region runs from base 1 to 1218 and encodes 405 amino acids. Gene Ontology annotation, molecular function: ATP binding; protein kinase activity. The transcript is spliced from 5 exons. The record is from RefSeq and is a predicted model, not a curated record. Lineage: Eukaryota; Fungi; Ascomycota; Sordariomycetes; Microascales; Microascaceae.